This is a messenger RNA of Arvicanthis niloticus (Nile rat), 796 nucleotides long. Lineage: Eukaryota; Metazoa; Chordata; Mammalia; Rodentia; Muridae. The record is from RefSeq and is a predicted model, not a curated record.
AUUGGAAAAAAGGAGGGGGGCCUCUGAAAAGAUGGCGGCUGCUCCUGCUGGUGUGGGCGGCCUUGAAGAAGAGGCACUGAGGUGCAAAGAAUGGCUGAAGGCCCUCCAGGAGAAAACUGGGCGCAAGGACAGGGAAGAUGGGAAGCCACAGCCCAAGCAGCUCAGAGAAGAGGAAAAGGAAGAGGAGCACAGGGAACUCAGGUUUUGGAACUAUGUCCCAGAGGAUGAAGGCCUAAAGAGGUUCCAGAUCCCCCAGGCCAAACCAGUUGCAGUACAGGAGAAGGUGAAGGAGCUGCUGGAGGCUCCCAAGUCAAAGCCUGUCAUUGAGAAAGUGGACCUGGCCAACCUAGCACCUCGGAAACCUGAUUGGGAUCUCAAGAGAGAUGUGGCCAAGAAGCUGGAGAAGCUGGAGAAGCGGACCAAGAGAGCCAUCACAGAGCUCAUUCGUGAACGGCUGAAAGGCCAGGAGGACAACCUGGCCUCUGCAGUGGCUGCCACCACCGGACAAAAGGCCUGUGACUCCGACUGAGAUGUUUUCCUUGUUUCAUCUCAUCAGCACACACACACACAUCCUGUGGGAAGAUAGUCUCAGAUACAGAUGGGGUUAGGCUGGCCAGCACUUCUGGGUCUUGAGAACUGAGCCAGCCCACUGAAUUUCAGCUUCUGUUGGUUGUGACCAGUGUAUCUCCCAAAAGUUUCCACCACCCUGAGUGGAUCAGAGCUGAGAUCUGCACACAUGUAUGUAAACAGAGCUUUUCAACUUCUGUAAAUAAACCUACAUUUAGUAGAAAAAAAA